AUGAAAGCUGUCCAGUUUUACCCAAGUAUAAAAGGAAAUAAAGAGCCCAAACCAAAUUGGUUAGCUUGAAAGAGGAUGAGCAUUACUCAUAAAGUUAGUACCCCAGUUUCAAAAAUCAGAGAUCUGAGGAAAAAGAUAUAUUUUGAUGAUCCCAAAUUUAUUAGCCAAGUCGAAAAUCCUUCAAUAAAAGUUGAACCUGUUAAAAUAACUAAAAAUCUCAAUCUCAAAAACUCACGCUUCUCUGCAGAAACAAUAGUAACCCCAUUACCAAAGUCAAUAAGUAUCGAAGAGCCUAAAGAAGAUUUUAUUGAGGCGACACUUAAUCAUUUCUUAGAAAACAAUGCUGUAACAUAUUUACCACCUAUUGAUUUCAUUAAUAAAGUGAGCCCUAGUCCUGAACUAUCUAUAAACAAAGAGGCAAACAAUGAUGACUCUGCAAGAAAUCAUCUUGAGAAUGAUAAAAAUAACGCAAAAUUAGUUGACGAUUCUGAGAUGUUUGAAAAUAAUUUAGAAAAAAUUGAGCAUGAAUUAUUUAAAGAUUUGCUACCUAAGCCAGUAAAGCUUCAGCAGAAUCACAAAAGAUUGAUUUCUGAAAAAGUUACUUUAGCUGACCUCGGUUUGAUAGGACAGCAUAUUCCUCACAAAUAUUUCCCAAAACGAGACUCAGUUGCUAUCAGAGCUCGGCAAUCUCAGUCGCCCAAAGUAUGCUAUAUCUCAUCAACACAAGAAGAAUCUACUUCUUUUAAUACUCCUCGCCCAAGGCACACCCUCCAGACCCCUAUUGCAGCCCACUCAUCACCUCGAGCCUUAAAGUCAAUCACAAGAACUGAAUUUUAUAAAUUCGCAAGCGCAAGCCCUCCCUCCAAGCUUCCCAAAGCAAGCCUAAUUUUUCUCGAAGAAGAAGUUCGCGAUAUUUCUCCUACCUAUCGCCCUCGAAAUUCUACAGGUUUUUAUCACAAAAGUGAGAUGACCCCAAAAGCUCACGUGAUUAACAUUGGAAUAUCAACAGACUCCUAA
Messenger RNA from Blepharisma stoltei, 1017 nucleotides. NCBI's taxonomy places the organism in Eukaryota, Ciliophora, Heterotrichea, Heterotrichida, Blepharismidae. The record is from the annotation of a GenBank genome assembly.